AUGAAGCGUCGGGCGAGCGACCCCGCAUUGGCUUUGCUAUCCAUUGAUCGAACGGAUGAGGCGGAAUGGCAAAGGAGGAUGGAUGAUCUCCAGAUGCGCAAUGAUAUCCUCACGUCUGCCUGUCUUCACUCUCUGCAAUUCAAUGGUGGUACUGUGAAUGACCAUCAUGCUGUACAAAUGGUGGAGACGCGACCUAAAGUGGCUUUUAAUAGCGGUAUUAAGGAGAUCAUGACCAGGAGGAGGUGUUGGCGGCAUCAAACCCCGGAGACCCGUCCAGCAAUGAAGUACACAUCAGUAAAACAAGAUGCUGAGCAGAAUAAACCUAGUAAAGAGUACACUCUCGAUGAGUAUAGGCAGGCUGCAGAGCAGUCAGCUGCCUCGGAGGGAUAUAUUGUCAAAAUGGAAGAGUUCGAGAAGAAGAAAACUGAUCUUCAAGAGGACUAUAAUAAACUCAAGACCCAAGAGUUGUCAUUGAGAAAAGAUAAUGAGAAGAAAGCUCCGGAAGUUGCUGUCGAAGUACCUGAUCAUGCUGUACUGAGACGACCAUCAUGGAUGAUAUUAACUGACGAGGAACGUAUGGAUGCUAGGGCAUUGCUGUGCCGGACAGGGUCAGAGUUACUGGCCCCCAAACAGUAUAAUAUCGACAUAACAGCACAUGCACUGUCGUGCCUACAGCAGGGACGAUGGCUCAAUGAUGAGGUGGUCAACUAUUACUUCAUGAUGCUACAGGAUCGGAGUGAUCGUCAUAAAAGGAAGCUCCCACGAGCAUUCCUUUGGAACUCGUUCUUCUGGCAGAAGCUCAGCUCCAAUGCCUCAGGCGCAUACUCGUACAAAUCAGUUGCGAGGUGGUCCAAGCGGCGGCAUGCUGAUAUCUUCUCCUUCGAUAUGAUGAUAGUGCCAAUCCAUGUUGGGAAAACACACUGGGCCCUUGGUGUGGUAGACUUGAAGGAUUGUACACUGAGCUACUAUGACUCACUUGGAGCAUCUCAUCCGAAGUUUUACGAGUACACAUGGAACCG
Perkinsus marinus ATCC 50983 is the source of this 1019-nucleotide messenger RNA. Its product is annotated as sentrin/sumo-specific protease, putative. Lineage: Eukaryota; Perkinsozoa; Perkinsida; Perkinsidae. Gene Ontology annotation, biological process: proteolysis. The record is from RefSeq and is a predicted model, not a curated record. Gene Ontology annotation, molecular function: cysteine-type peptidase activity. The transcript has 7 exons. The annotation marks the transcript as partial.